AGGAUUUAAUCGGUCCCACGAGAAAGCCAAGGAUGGCUGCUCUUGCUGCUCUCGAGGCUUCUCUCUCAUUCAGUCGAAUCAAUAAAAUGCACAAGUGUUUUCCAUCGACUCAUCGUUACCGUUUGUCUUAGCGUAACAGUAAAAAUUGUAUUACGUACAUUGGUAUUGCUAGCUAACGUUCAUCGCUAAUGCUGUUCGCGUUAUUAUCGAAAGACCUGUAUCGCGCGGUGCGACGUUUGACCAUCGCGGUGCCACUUCCGGGAAGAAAGCGGAGCGGCAAGGAACGGCGUCAGUGGCGUCACGCGAGGAACGUAACGUAGCGGCACAAGACGGGGACGCGAGUGAAGGAGCGCGGGGACGAAAUUGUCCGAAAAUGACGACGGUGGCGAUCUCCCCAGCUAUGGCACACGGUAACAGCGGAAUAAUACAGGUGGUGAACGAAAGUAAUCUGAGCAAAAUCGAGAGCUUCCUCAACGACACGGCUUACAGAGAAGCCAUUGAGAAUUCCUCCAAUUACAAUAGCCGACUAUGCAGGGAACGACGCCUCCGCAUGCCCUUCCUCGACUCGCAAACAGGUGUCGCACAAAAUCACUCCGCACUUUUUAUGUCCUCGAGAGAAAGGUUACCAGGUUUAUUACAUGGUCAGAUUUAUACCUAUCCAAGUAAACGAUGGCGAAAGAAACGCCGACAAUAUUUAAUGCAUUAUUUACAUCCAAAACGAGGACCAAGAGGAGAUACAGAGGAUGGAACAGAAGGUGUGGAAACUAUUACCCAUGUAAAUGAUGACAGCAAAGAUUCGGUGGCACUUAAAGACGAACACAGUAAAGACGCUUGGUAUUAUGAUGAGCAAGAUAUGUUAGACAUGGACGCUUAUGAAGAACCUGAUCCAGAUAGUGACUAUGAUUACGAAGAGAGUUAUAGCAGUAAACGGAAACGCAGAAAAACGCGUGGAGGUGGUCAUCAUCCUGCUCGUAGUCAUCCACCUUCUGCAGAUACGCCUGGCGGCAAACGUACGAAAGGUGGUGGCCGUGGACGUAAAAAGACGAACUACGACUCUGUUGACACUGAUAAACCAUUCGUUUGUGACCUAUGCAGCGCACGGUAUAAGACCAGACCCGGUCUGGUCUACCAUUACGGUCAUUCCCACUCUACUUCCUCCGGUGAUCCUGCUAAGGAACUAAGUCCCAGUCCUGCCGAAGUUGAACCUAGGAGCGUUGCAGACACCGCUGCUUCGAACCAGCCAGGUGGUACACGUCGGGGUCGUCAGAACGCUACCUCCUCGAAUACCUCAAGUCCUUCCCCGGCGACGCCUACCGCCGCACCCGCUGCGGGAACGGCGUCGCAGCCGCAGCAGUCGCAGCAGCAACAGCAGCUGCAAACGGCCGUGCAGACGCCCAUCGCCCCGGUGUCACCUACCGUGCCGGCGAUCAAAGAAGAUCACCUGCCGACGGCUUCCUCGCCUGGCGGCACCGCCGUCUCCUCGCUGUCGUCCGCGGAAAGCGCGGGUACCACGGGCGGGCCGCCCACCCCCGGAGGACCAAACUCGGAGAAGAAGGCCGGCGGCAAGUCGUCCGCGGCGCAGCCGUCCCCGUACUGCGACUUCUGCCUGGGUGACGCGACGCAGAACAAGAAGACCGGCGGUUCCGAGGAGCUGGUGUCGUGCAGCGACUGCGGCCGCUCAGCUGUUAAUAUCGUGAAAGACAUUAAGUAAUUCGUUAAUUUUACGAGCACAAGCAAGCAAGCAAGCGAGCGAGCAAGCAAACAAGCGAGCAAGCAAGCAAGCAAGCGAGCAAGCAAGCAAGCGUACGUACCCUUCCUUACGCAAAGAGGAUCUCGCUGUUCUCCAUUCGUAUAUUCCAAACGUACCUACAAUUGUUAAACGCGCAAUCGAGAUGUUUAGAAUUAUCUGUUACAUUUGUAUUCAUCUUUCUUUUUUUUUAAUCCCUUUCGUUAAUGCGUUAAUCACGAACGAACGGUAUUUGUACGCGCAGCCGUUGUAGAAGUAUCCGUUAUCCGGCUUUUGCAGAUCAUGUUCUUCAACAUGCCUUGGGUUUACCGAGAUAACGGGGAUAACUUUUUGAGUUGUAUGGGGUUACAGUUGUCGCGUGACGCGUUUUGUCACUGCCGCCAAGGGUAGUAGAAAAACACACGCAACUGUUGCAACUGGGUGCAAUAAUUAAGAAAGGAAAGCAUUCAAUUAUCUGCACAGUGUAGAUCAAACGGUUACGAGCUUUACAUACACUAGUCAAGGCGAGGAAUACAAAACAUCGUUUUGUCAAUGGUGCAACUUGUCGCAUCUGAGUAAUAGGAAUUUUCAGGAAUUCCUUUACUACGCGAAUUUGCUGUGAUUUAUAGUAUCUCAAUGAUUAGUUUCUAAGAUAUCGGAAUCGGUAACGCGUAAUUAUUACGGGGGGAAAAAAAAGACACGAAACUAAAAGAACGUCAUCGUUGAGAGAAGUCAAAUUUUCGUCGUGUGUGUGUAUGCGUGUAUUGGACAUUGGUAGCAAAUAUUGACGGAUAUCGUUUUGCUUUUGCGCGGAAUUAUAAUGCAAAUUUAUUGAAAUUCCUGUUGCACAGUACCACCAGAGCACAUAUUGAGGAGGAUGUGUUUGUCUUCUGUUUGACAGUGUAUCCCGAUAUUUUCGUUAUUGUGUUAGAAAUCAAAAGGGGAGGAGGCGAGAAUGCACGGCGUGAGAAACGCACCGGCAGGUUUAGAAAAAUUUUAGAUGCAAUAUAAAUAUAUAUAUAUAUACAUAUAUAUAUAUACUUUCUAUAUCCAGCACAAUCAUGAGAAUCGUUUUAAUGAAAACAACGUAUUUAUUGUAAGAUAACGAGAGAUGUUGACCGCGUCACAUUUAAAUAUUUCUACGUUUUCCGAACGCUUGUACAUAUUUUGGUGGCUUUGCGUUUGUUGGAUAUUACGAGGUUUUAGAUGAUGCGAACUAGGAGCGCAGCGCAGAAAGAGAGAUAAACGAAAGAGGAGAGAGUGCAAUUCUGGGGAUCUCCCGUACCUUCCGCGACUUUGAAAGAGUUUCGAAUAAGAGAUUUGAGUAAUGCGACCGUGGGAAUGAUGUUUCAUCUAUUACGAUAAUUUUUAAUUGGUACUUGUUUAACGACUCGUUUAUGUGUUCAUUAUAUUUUUAUAAUCGAAAAUUAUAAUUCCCGAUUCGCUCUUGAGAGUGGAUCGGGGAUUCGUAGAAAUGAGAGAGGGACGCUCGCGCUAUGACGCGAGAUACGUUUUACAUAGCCUUGUAAAGUGUAUCGUGUAAAAAAUCUUUCGUUAAACGGAAAAGCUGUAUACUUGGAGUAACAAUUUGUCUCUCAGACACACAUCUUCGUUAUCUCUUAGACAAGUUAUUACUCAAAAGGCCUCACUUUACAUUCUCGCAUUAGCGGAGUUACGAUUAUUGACGUUUUUUUUUUUUCCCCAUUGUGGAGCGCUACAUGUGAGAUGAUAUUUUAUAUUUACGUGAAUUUUAAUUAACAUGUGUGUAACACAGAGUGCUCGCAGUGAUGUAUCAGAUUUCGUUGUAAAGAUUGAGAAAAGGAAAAAAACGCGAUCGUGCGCGUUCUUGUUUAAUCAGAACUGCUCGUUGAUUUUCUUUCUAAUAUGUCUCACAUUCCAUUGUAUCUGCCGCUCUUAAUUACCUUUAGUUGUGGGCAUUAGCUUCUCCGACCUAAUAUAGUAUAACCGCCCCUUGCUAUAUUACUGUUAUUUGUAAUGACGCAAUAUAUUUAUUACAUAUUUAACAAGCAAGAUGAAGAUAUGGGAUAAAGCUACACUUACAGAAUCGUAAAAGAAGUUCUUUUUACAACUGAGUGUCUUCUUUUGUUUCUUUAAUUAGGUAUCUUUCUAACGAGAGGUGUCACACAUAAACGUUGUGAUUAAUAUUUUUUUGUAGAAAUCUGACAUAGCUUAGUUUUAUACAGGCUUUGAUACUCGUACAAAUAUCAUUUUAUUAGGGAUAACAAGAAGACCGUGUAUGAAAUUAAUGUAAUACCUUAUGAGUUUUUCAGGCAUAUAGAGAAACUGGGCGUGUUGAAACUACCUUCGACUAGACUCGAAUUAUUUUGUAUAUUUUUUGCCGAUUGUAUACAUAUAUAUAUAUACAUGUAGGUAUAUCGCAGUUUUAAAUGUCGCUUGUACUCUUCUACACUUAUACGCUACACAAGUCGUGCAACUUUUUUACUUCCGACCACACGCGUGGACGUGUGUGCGUGUACGUUGUUUUUUUUUAUAUAUAUAUUAUAUAUAUUCGACUUCUGAAAGAUUUGGAAAUAAUUUACAGUCGUCUUCUUUAAUCGUAGAGCUUCAUGUUACAGAGUACUUUCUAAUAUGCAUAUAUUAUGUAACUCAAGUAUAGAAGGCUAUCAACAAAGAUGUGUUACAGCUUCUUUACAUAUAACAUACGAUACAACAUAGGAUAUUCUAUUAUUUAACAUGAUAUAGCUAAUAUGGCAGACUAUAGAGGGUACUACAUUUUAAUUUUUUGUAUAAAUUGAUAUUAUAUUAUCCUUAGAUUCUCGUAAGAAAAACUCACAUGGUAUAAAAACAAUGGAAGCAUGCAGAUAUAUAGUUCCUCCUUGUUAUAUAUAAAAUUGAAGAUUUGUUAUUAGGCAGUUUUAAUUAAGCAAUACCCAAUGAGGCUUAUAAAUAAUAGUAUUUAAGUCACACUAGUUAUAUAUAAAUAUAUAUAUAUGGCUUCAUAUAUAUAUAAUAUAUAUAAAUAAUGUGAUACGUUAUAUGAGUUGCGUGUUGUAUGCAUGACAAUGAAAGAGAGAAUUUACGAGAGAGCGCGAAAGAAUGAGAGAGGAGAGAGAGAGAGAGAAAGAAAGAGAGGAAAGGAGCGAGGGAGAGUGUGCAUCUGCGACGUUUAUAUUGUGCUGCGCAAGAAAGAACGUGAACUAUUCCAAGGUACGCCCUGCUAUUACUUACCACCUAUUAUUCCAAAUAAUAACAGUAUGUUCAAAAUGCAACAUCAAAAAAAAAAAAGGAAAUUACAGAUAUCAUGAAAUAAAAUAUUCUGUGCGGAAAAACA
Molecule: messenger RNA, 5039 nt
Organism: Solenopsis invicta (red fire ant)
Lineage: Eukaryota; Metazoa; Arthropoda; Insecta; Hymenoptera; Formicidae
Gene: d4
Product: zinc finger protein ubi-d4
Exons: 8
Coding region: 374-1711 (445 amino acids)
Biological process (GO): nervous system development
Cellular component (GO): nBAF complex; nucleus
Source: RefSeq, a predicted model, not a curated record